Molecule: messenger RNA, 1123 nt
Organism: Cyprinodon variegatus (sheepshead minnow)
Lineage: Eukaryota; Metazoa; Chordata; Actinopteri; Cyprinodontiformes; Cyprinodontidae
Product: probable N-acetyltransferase CML3
Exons: 2
Coding region: 279-941 (220 amino acids)
Molecular function (GO): N-acetyltransferase activity
Source: RefSeq, a predicted model, not a curated record
UAUUGUGUUAAGUUGUCUUUUUCAUUUCCGCUGUAGAAUCCUUAAAUUCAGCGCCUGUCAGUUCCUCCGUAGCUGCUUGAGACUAAAAAUAAUGCUAGAAGUUUGCUGGUCCUGACUGCUAUUGAAGCUCUUACUCUCUGGUUAAAUUAUCCACCGAUCGGAUUAUUUUAUUUCCUUGUUGGCUGAAUGCUGACUCGUCAAUUUGACUGUUGGGUAAUGAGGAAGCUUGUUCUUGAGUCCCUUUGUUCCAGAGAGGUCGGUGUGGUUGAAGCUGAGCCAUGGCCAACAUUCAGAUUAGAAAGUACCGCAAUGAGGAUGCUGAGAGCGUCAAGGAGCUUUUCACCUUGGGGAUGAGUGAGCACGUCCCUUCGUCCUUCACUCACGUCCUAAAACAGCCACUGACCCAGAUGAUACUCAUGUGCUCCUUCUGCGCUCUCAUCACCAGCUCCAAGUCCUUCCUGCUACCCAUCCUGGCUCUCACGCUCUUCCUGGCUGGAGUCCGACAGAUGGUCGUCUACAUGUUUAACAAAUACAUAGAAACAUGCCUCAGUAAGGACCUCAACAACAUCGGCCAGACCUACCUGCAGCAGAAGGAGUCCUGUUUCUGGGUGGCCGAAAGCGAGGGCCAGGUGGUCGGGACGGUGGCCUGCCUCCCUGCUGAGAAUGCACACGCGUGUUUGGAGCUGAAGCGCAUGUCGGUGCGGCGCAGUCAUCGAGGGAUGGGAAUCGCCAAGGCUCUAUGUCGGACGGUAGCGGAAUUCACUCAAGAGAGAGGUUUUGCAGCCGUCAUCCUUUACACCUCAGUGGUGCAGACUGAUGCUCAGAAGCUGUACGAACACAUGGGUUACACAAAGACGAGAGAGUUCGUUGUGCCAGAGUUACCGGCUAAAAUCUUGAACUUUACGCUGUUGGAGUACAGACUGGAUUUGCAGCAAAAAUAGGGGACACGAACCAAAUCUGAUGUGGACCAAAACCAUUAAUACCCUACCAAGAUGAACAAAGAAAGCCGUUUCCACACCACUACUGCAGUACAAACACCCCAGAGAUUGAUAAUUUUCAGUUUAUCAAUGCUGUAACGAAAAAUCCUCUAAAAGUCCAUUAACACAGAGUGUGGUGUCAGCAG